AUGCCUUACACGCCGCCCUCCCACCGAUCUCCCGCCUCCUCAGCGACCGUUUCCCCGGAUGUGAGCCGCCGAUCAUCAGUCACGUCAGGCCAGAAGCCUUCGCUGCCUCGCUCCGCCUCAUAUCUCAGCAAGCACCGUCGAACGCCGUCUGCCACACCGUCCACCACUGAGGCUCAUGCCACGCCGUCUCCCCCCUAUGGAUCCUCCGACGAAGUCAAGAACGCUGCCAACCCUCCUGUGAGCGCGAGCUUGCGCAAGUCUCCCCCGCCGGUGACUGACGAUCGAGGAAUCCCCAACGGCGCCAUCAUCUCUCCGCCUGACUCGGCAUCAUCCGAUAGCGAGGAUGACAGCCGUCCGGAAAUUCGGGGGAGGAAGCUGGGGAAGCUUAGGGAUGCUGUCAGCCAGAUCCCCCAACCUCGGACACCGUCACCCCCAGCCAAGGAGUCGAGACUAAGCCUCGACGACGAUGCCACUCCUCGGAGCAUCAUGCACACUAGCUUCAGUGCCAUGACAUUGAGCGAGCUGAACGAGCUGACCGAGCUUCCCAAGCGCCGAAAGGGCCAUGUCCGAUCUGCCACCGAUCCCAAUGCAUCUGCCAUCAUGACAUCUGCGGACAACUCCCAGACUGUCUCGGAAGACUCUGAGGAUGACAUGCGGCCUAAGCCUCCCAUGGUACGCAAGAAGUCUGGUGAGCUGGUCCGCCCGGCUCUGCGGAACUUCAAGCGACCCUCGAGUAUGCCCGGCACUCCUGUAUUUGCAAAGGCCGUUCACUUUGACUCCCAUCUGGAGCACAUCCGCCACUUCCUUCAGGUCGACCGACCUCUUGCCGUCAGUGCAGGCUCGUCACCAGUGGAGAACUACGAAAGCGAUGCUGAGUAUCCCUUCCCUGGAGGUGAGAAAAGGGGGCCCGUUGCUCGAUCGCCGCCAUUCGAUUGGCAGCUGAUUACGAACAACUUCCCCCAUGACUCCCCCCAGAGACGCGAGCAGCCCGUCCGUGUCGAGAGAGUCUGGCUCUCUCCGGAUCAAAAGUCGAUGAUGGGAUCUGUUGUUGUUUCCAACAUCUCCUUCCACAAGACUGUUGUAUGCCGUUUCACAUUGGACUACUGGAAGACGACUUCCGAAGUCGUUGCCGAGUUCAACCACGAGGUCCGCCCCGCCGUCACCCGUGUCAGCCAGGAUCGCUUCCAGUUCUCCAUCAAGCUGUCGGACACGACCAACCUGGAGAUGAAGACGCUGUACUUUUGCGUUCGCUACAACGUCAACGGCCAGGAGUAUUGGGACAGCAAUAACAACUCCAACUUCCAGGUCGACUUUCGAAAGCAGUUCAAGCCGCAGAAUGGUAAGAACUCCUUCCAAGGUGCUGGCUCGCGGUCGACUGGCAGUCUGCCGCGCAGCAACCGGAAGCAGAACUCUGCCGCCGCCGCCGGUCGGCCUCUGCAGAUGCCUGCUUCGUUUGAUGAUUUUGAUAAGAAACCAAAGUUUAAGUUUGAUGACCACCUCGACUACUUGGGCGAGCACAACACUCCCGGCCUCCGCCUCAAGACCAAGUCCACUAGCAACCUGGCUAGUGACAACAUUUCCAAGGGCCUGGGCCUGACUGCUCCCAGCGGACUGGCCUUUGCCAACCGCUAUGAUUUCGGUGCCUCGUUGAGUGCUGCCGUCCAGGCGGCCAAGGAUUCGGCGACCAAGAGUUCGACGACCAAGGACAAGGACGCUUUGUAUAUGAAGAGGAAUGUCCGCGAUAGCCCCAGUCCCAGGAUGAACUUUGGCCCUCCCCUGAGCAUCCCGUCUGCUCCGGCGCCCAGCCAGUCCACUGCUGCUGCCGCCGCCGCCGCCGCCUCCUCCUCUGCUCCUGCGCCCGGUGUUGGCCUCGGCCUCGGCCUUGCAAGCUCCUCAUACGAGGAGCUCGUCAGUAAAUACUGCUUUUUUGGCUCCAAGACAUCGACCGCGGCUUCGACCCCUGGCGCGACCAGGCCCGCUGAGGACGAGAGCGUGAGCCCGACAACGGUGUCCUCCGCAGUAGUUCCUCACGGUCCUCUUCACCAUGCCGGUCCUGCGGCUCACCACAGCCUUCAUCCUCAGCGCCCCGUUGACAUGAAGCUCCAUCGGCCGCUGACCGCCGACUAUCUCGCGGCAUCGCACUCGUCUGCCCUCGACUCCAUGUCCUCUGUGCUGAUCAGCAGGGACCAGCCGUCGGCUCCCAAGACGAUGCCGAUGCCUCACAUGAGAUCGCCAUCGCCGUCCUUCUCCACGUCACCAACUGAUGCUCCGUUUUUCGCCCAGCAGAUGAUCCAACAGCGAUUUCGCUGGGGCGGAGAGCCUCACACUGCCACCGCCAUCCGAGGCUAGAUGACUGCUGGCAGCGGCUACCGGACGAGGACAGCUUCUAUAUGCAGGAUAUUCCUCAGUUAACGAUUUUUUUUUUUCACUCAAGAUUGAUAACAAAUUUUUACAACUGGUUAUUUUGGUUUUGGACAGCUAACAAAGCAACAACAAUGUCCCUUGUUUAACACUACGAGGCUCUUCCACAUGGCCUUCGUCGCUUAUUAUCAGCAAAUGUUUUUUUUUUUUUUUUUUUUUGGACUCGCCUUUGCAGUCUCCGCUUCUCUUAUUCAACAGCAACAACUAAAGCGAGAACUCUUUACUAUUAUUCUUUUCUUCCUCUUUUUUAUACUAUUUCCUUACUUUACUUUUGGGCUUUGUGUGUUUUUAGCUUUUGGAGUUUGGUAACAUACGACAGGGAUUCUGAUUUUUUUUAUUUCGUUUUGCUUGGCGCUCACAAGGGCAUAUGGAAAACCGGCUCUCAUUUCUUUUUCUGCUCUUGGUUUUUAUUACGCGCUCUGGGUUCGGUUCAUGACAGGUCUUGCAUUGGAGUAACUUUGCCACUACGGUUAUCUCUCCUUUGUGGUCAUCUCCUAUUUGUUUUUUUUUCCUAUUUUUCUUCACUUUGCUCUACAUGUCUCUUACGGCUCCAGACCGUUAUGAACAAGCGGAACCCGGCGGAUUGAUAAUGACUUGUCGAUGCUCUCAUUUGUUGUUUAGGGAAUGGACUGAAAGGCGGCCGACGGGGUUGGUGCUUAGGUCCAGGGUUGCAUUGGGCUACUACGAGCAGGCUGGUAACGGGAAAGGAAAAGUCGGUUGCUAAUGGUAUUGAUUCAAUUGGUUCGAAAGGCAUUCUGGUACUACUACUACUACCACUACUACUACUACUUCUUACAAGAGAGAGAGAUCAGACAUAAAUGGAAUUGCCUAGAUUAAAAAAACGAUGUUGUGCUCCUCAACUACGCCGCUGCCUUUGUGCUAUGCUGAGCUUCUCGUGUGAAACUAUGAGUAUGAUUACAUGUGACUGCAUGUGAUGACCUGUCCAUGCUGCAUGGCAGACUUGGCUUUUUCUCAUGGACAGUCGACGGCCCACUUGGUGGCGGUCUUUGACCUGGGGGGACGUGGCGCGGGACCACGGCCAGCAAAACCCCAGCCUGGAGCUAGAGAUCCUGGCCAUUCGGUAGUUCACCAUGUUGAAUACGGAGUCGUGGUCUACUGGGCAAGGUUGUCUACAUGUACCUAGAGGGGAGGCAAAACUUAUCCGCUAUUCGGCAUCUCUCCCAUCGCUGUCAUUUCAGAGGCAAGGCGUUUGUCAGCGCUGGGCGGCGGCGACGAGCUCGGCAACUUUGCGGGGGGCGAAGUACGUGCAUGAAAGUCGAGCCAUUGGGAUUGGGCAGUGUGCCUUGUUUUGCUUCUGUUCGCUCCUCGCUGCGGCCGUGAUAUGCAUCUCAAUAUCUCAUCUCAGGGCGUAAUAACUAUUACUUCCACUCCUCUCUUAUCACUCGCCCGCCGUUGCAUUGGGCCUAUCGGACGAGAGCUUGCAAAGACGGAGGAACUACCUAGCUAUCAAACGAAAAGUAUGACAUGAGUGGUUUUUUGGGGAACGCUUCUCGUAUGAGAGGAGCAGGCAAAAGGUACGGCAGAAGGCAAAGCAAGCAAGCCGACGUGCAUUUUGGGCGGAUGUGCAUGAGAAGGGGGAAAGAUGGAACAUGUGGUGAGAGAGGAGUGGCUGUUUUUAUAAGGUUGCUUACGUCUUGAUGCCUGACGAUGGGGGGGCGGAGGGGAGAGGGGGGCCUUUUAUUGAUUUUACUGGUAUUGUUCUAGCCGUGGUAGUAUUUUAUAUACGAUAGUAUAGUACCUAUUUUCUUCUAGGGGGGAGUGCGUAUGGAGACACGGGUACGUGUAAGAUGCACGACGGUAUGGAGAAGGAGGGAUUACGAGGACCGAGAGUACAGGUACAUGAGGCCAAGGCAGAGGCCAAAAGGGGGGCGUGUAUGGAUAACUGUGAUAACGGGAAAGAUGGAGAUGGAAAGGAUCGUGAGAGGGAUUAUAUAUGGAGUUGGAUAGCUAGAUUGGAUAGAUUGGAAGCUAAUAAGCGAUGAAGCUUUUUUUUUUUUUUUUU
Molecule: messenger RNA, 4444 nt
Organism: Trichoderma atroviride IMI 206040
Lineage: Eukaryota; Fungi; Ascomycota; Sordariomycetes; Hypocreales; Hypocreaceae
Biological process (GO): regulation of glycogen biosynthetic process
Cellular component (GO): protein phosphatase type 1 complex
Molecular function (GO): protein phosphatase 1 binding; glycogen binding
Source: RefSeq, a predicted model, not a curated record